Zophobas morio is the source of this 1414-nucleotide messenger RNA. It is a transcript of the gene rswl, whose product is annotated as mitochondrial ribonuclease P protein 1 homolog. Gene Ontology annotation, biological process: positive regulation of mitochondrial translation; mitochondrial tRNA 5'-end processing. The transcript has 3 exons. Gene Ontology annotation, molecular function: tRNA binding. The coding region runs from base 178 to 1383 and encodes 401 amino acids. NCBI's taxonomy places the organism in Eukaryota, Metazoa, Arthropoda, Insecta, Coleoptera, Tenebrionidae. Gene Ontology annotation, cellular component: nucleoplasm; mitochondrion; nucleus. The record is from RefSeq and is a predicted model, not a curated record.
CGUCAUCUGGACCAACUAUACCAAAUAUCUAGUUCGUUUGAGUUUAUUAUGUUGGCGAACUUUACCACUGUUGAUUUUAAGGUUAUGUCACUUUUAAAAGUAGCAAAAAUUGUGCACAAAACGUGAAUAACAUGUGUCAUUAUUUGUAGUAAUACCGAAACCACUUAUCAGAGCAUCAUGUUUACUAUUAUUAAACAAUCUGCUCAAUUUUUGAGGUUAGGAAAUGUCCUUCGUACGACGGUGACCAGCCGGCCUGUAUUUUUUUGUACCGAAUCCAGUAACCCCCCUGGAUUAAACAUAGCCGCUAUUACUAACGGGGACAAAGACUUAGAACACAAGCUCAAAAUUCUAGUUCUGGAAAUAGAUGUUUUGAGACAAGAAGGCAAGCUGGUGCCAGAUGAUGACUAUCUGAAGGAAAGCCACUGGAAAGAAUUACUCAUCUUACCAUCACUAUCCCAGAGGCGUAAAUUUCUCGAAUACCUUUUUAAAAUUUCAAAGAAAAAAGAGAAUAAAAAGUUGAAGAAAGAGCAGAAGAGACUGGAGAAAUUCCCAGAGGCAAAACCUGAGAAAAACGAAAAUGAAACUUUUGAGGAGUUUGUGUCACAGUAUGAUUUAGGGCACAAUAAUAUCAUGUUGAGGGUAUAUGACUCCACAAUGAACCAGUUGUAUAACAACAGACUAGUGCAAGCCAUGCAGUUCGGGCAGAAACUAGUGGUGGAUUGUGGGUACUGUGAUGAUAUGACAAAGCACGAGAAUAAGAACUGUGCAAAGCAGCUCACAUUGCUUUUUUCAGAAAAUAGGAACCACGAUGACCCUUUUGACUUACACUUUUGUAACAUAAAUAACGAAAGCGUCCUAAUGCAAAGUCUUAACAAGUUAAUUGUGACUUUGCAUGAGCCCUGGUUUCCCUUGAAUUUGCAUGAACCUAGUUAUUUGGAAAAAUUUCCAAAGGAACAGUUAGUCUACCUCACUCCACAUUGUCGCGAAGAACUAGUGGAAUACGACCACGACGCCAUCUACAUUAUUGGUGGCAUAGUAGAUAAGGUAAACACACAACCAUUAUCAUUAGCUAAGGCAAAACGCGAAGGACUCAGAAUGGCGAAACUCCCCCUAGACAGGUACUUACAGUGGGGCUCAGGGUCUGGCAAAAGCUUGACUCUAAAUCAAGUGGCUUCAAUUUUAUUGGACGUCAAACUCACGGGCGACUGGAAAUACGCUCUGAGACACGUCCCAAGACGCAAAGUCGUCGAAUUCACUCACGAAAAAAUAAACCAAAAAAAUAAGUGGAAACCCAACAGAGAGAGACCAGGCUUUGACAAUCUAAAAUACAACCGCAGACCUAGCGACAGGAUGAUAAAAGUAGGAAGCAUCAUGAAUGAUUAAGUAAAUAAAUUUACUAGUUGUUUUGUAAAUA